CGCUCCUCGGGGCGCUGCUCCCGCCCAUCUCCGCUCCGCCCGUUCCCGCGAUAGCGCCGGGCCCGCUGUCAUGGCGGCGGCGGAGGAGCCCGAGGUGGACAUCGAGGGGGACCCUGCGGCCGCGCCGGGAGAUCAUGAAAACACAGCCUCAAGCCUGCUGCAGGAUCACUAUCUUGAUUCCUCUUGGAGAACUGGCAACAGUCUUCCCUGGACGUUGGACAGCAGCAUUAGUGAAGAAAACAGGGCUGUCAUUGAGAAGAUGUUGUUGGAAGAAGAAUAUUAUUUAUCUAAUAAAUCCCUUUCUGAAAAAAUAUGGCUCAACCAAAAGGAAGUGGAGAAAAGAUCUAUGAAAAGCCCACAUAAGAAAACUGGAAAAGUCAUGGCACGUUCGCCUACAAAAUCACCUGGCUGCUCCUUGAAGUGGACAUCAGAGGAAAAAGAGCUGUUUGAACAAGGACUGGUGAAAUUUGGCCGCAGGUGGACAAAAAUUGCCAAAUUGAUCGGCACUCGAACAGUUCUGCAAGUCAAGAGCUAUGCUCGGCAGUACUUCAGGAACAAGGCAAAAAAUGGUGAUUCAGAAAAAGAAGAGCCAAGUCAGUGUGGGAGCAGCCUUCCCAUGGAAGAUGGGAUAAGUGUGGAAGCUGGAAACUUGAGAGGCCGUGCAGACCCCAACCUGAAUGCAGUGAAAAUUGAAAAGCUGUCAGAUGAUGAGGAAGUGGACAUAACUGAUGACAUGGAUGAACCACUCACUCCUGCCUUCCAGCAAGAAACAGGAAAAUCUGAAUCAUCUGUUAUCCCAAAAAGUCCAGUUGAAGAAAAAAAAGCAGCAGAACAAGGUUUUUCAUCUGCUGGCCACAGUACUGCAACUGCUUUGCCUAAAGAAGAUCCUCAGCACACCAGGCCAGAGACAGUGGAUGCAUUGGUAUUUCCUGCUGUGGCAGCAACAUGUUCCCAGCACCUGAAUGGGGAUAAAUCUGUGAAUUUGGUUUACCAGCAGUGCAAUAAUUUUGUUGAGAAAGCUGAAGAAGGUGGGCCAGUCACGUGUCGUGGGACUGCACAAGGAACUGCUCAGGAGCUCAGUGAGGAGCAAAGAGACCUGGCUGAAAAUGGAUUGAUUUUUCCUUCUCCCUGCCAAGUGGAUGAAGAUCAUCAAGAGGAAGCAGAGGAGCUGAAGCCACCUGAUCAAGAAGUGGAGGUUGACAGAAGCAUCAUUCUGGAAGAAGAAAAGCAGGCUAUUCCUGAAUUCUUUGAAGGGCGCCAGGCCAAAACACCAGAGCGUUAUUUGAAAAUCAGGAAUUACAUCUUGGAUCAGUGGGAGAGAUGUAAACCCAAAUACCUGAACAAGACCUCAGUGCGUCCAGGCCUGAAGAACUGUGGGGAUGUCAACUGCAUCGGGCGGAUCCACACCUACCUGGAGCUGAUUGGGGCAAUCAACUUUGGCUGUGAACAGGCCGUGUACAACCGCCCCCAGCCCGCCGACAGGAGCCGCUGCAGGGAGGCCAAGGACACGGUGGAAGCUUAUCAGCUGGCCCAGCGCCUGCAGUCCAUGCGCACGAGAAGACGGCGAGUGCGGGACCCUUGGGGAAACUGGUGUGAUGCAAAGGAUUUGGAAGGACAGACAUUUGAGCAUCUCUCAGCUGAAGAAUUAGCAAGAAGGAGAGAGGAAGAAAAACUGAAACCUGCAAAAUCUUCCAAAGGUUCAAGACAAAUCAAAAGUUCCUUUGAUCCCUUUCAGCUGAUACCAUGCUGUUUGUUCACGGAAGAAAAGCAGGAACCCUUUCAGGUGAAAGUGUCUUCUGAAGCACUUUUAAUAAUGGAUUUGCACUCUCACGUGUCUCUGGCAGAAGUGAUUGGGCUGCUUGGUGGAAGGUACUCUGAAGCUGAUAAAAUUGUGGAAGUGUGUGCAGCAGAGCCGUGCAACAGCCUGAGCACAGGCCUGCAGUGUGAGAUGGACCCGGUGUCCCAGACUCAGGCCUCGGAGUCACUGGCAGCCAGGGGGUUCCAGGUCAUUGGCUGGUACCACUCCCACCCUGCCUUCGACCCCAACCCCUCCAUCCGCGACAUCGACACGCAGGCCAAGUACCAGAGCUAUUUCUCCAGGGGUGGUGCCAUGUUCAUCGGGAUGAUCAUAAGCCCUUACAACAGGAAUAAUCCUCUUCCCUAUUCCCAGAUCACCUGUCUGGUCAUUAGUGACGAGAUCAGUUCUGACGGUUCCUAUCGCCUGCCCUACAAAUUUGAAAUGGAACAGAUGUUGGAGGAGCCUCAGUGGGAAUUAAUAUUUGAAAAAACAAGGUGGAUAAUUGAGAAAUACAGAUUUUGCCACAGCAGUGUCCCCAUGGAUAAAAUUUUUCAUAGAGAUUCUGACCUGACUUGUUUGCAGAAACUUUUGGAGUGCAUGAGGAAGACUUUGGGCAAGGUAACAAACUGCCUCAUUGCUGAAGAGUUCUUGACUCAGAUAGAAAACUUAUUCCUUUCCACAUACAAGAGUGAAAAAAACUCUGAAGGAAGUGAGAAUGAACGUUCACGCGAAUUGCCGGUGUGAUGGCUUUGGAAUUUUCAUUUCAUCUUUUAAUUUCUUCCCCUCCAUUAUGUCUUUCAGAAUUGUUAUUCCUUUUAAUAGUGACUGUUAAGAAUCCAGUGUCAUCUUAUUGGUGUGGUUUAAAAACACUUUGAAAACUCCUCAUGUGUGUGACUUGUGUGCCCAGGAAUGCUUAAUGCUAAUGAGUGCCGUGGAGUUAAUGAUUGACCAGCCUGGUGUUUGGGAAGGAGGACACUGUCAAGAAUGCUGUGCAUCAGCCUUCAAGGAGAGUUUGUCCUCUCUCAGGUCCUUCAGUUUGGGAAUUUUCUCUAAUGUUUUUAUCUGCAAGUGCACCUCUAACUCAGAAUGAAUUUGUUCCUUUGUUUUAGAGAGUGUAAGUUUGAAUGAGUUCACAAAAGAGAAACAACUGAAAUGAGAGUUUUGUAGCCCAAACUUUCUUGGUGUCCAGUAAGAAAUUUCAUGCCAUUGUAACAAAAUACAUCACCCAGUUUAUUUUUUUACUAUUAUUUUUCUUAUUACUUUCCCCCAUUGAUUCUGAUGGUCAAGUAGCUUUUUGGCAUAUUCUUUGCCAUCCUGCUUCUAUAUUGGGGAGAAAAAGCUGAUGAGUUUCAUGACUUCUCAGUAGUGGCUGUGCUUGUUUCCAGUGGAAAUGAUAACUCCUGUCUUACUACAGGUUGCCUCUUUCUGACCUUCCAUUCUACAGGGAGGUUUUAUGUUGUUCUCCAGAUCAUUGUGGUUUGUCCACUUCCAAUUGCCACUGUUUCCUGUGGAAACAAGAGCUCCUGAUUGAUGGCAAACUGAGUGCAACGAGCAGGAAAGGAUUUGUGUUUCUGAAGAACAAAAAUCCCCACUUUUAACUUUUAUAUUCAGAGUCUUCUCUAUAAUGUACAGUUCAAUAGAAAAAAACACUUGUUUCUAUCAGUUCCUCAGUUAUGAUUUCAUACAGGUAUCUAUUUAGAUAAAUCAGUCACAGAUUGAUCUUGAAUGAGGAGUUCCCUGAUUGCAACUUGGAAAUGUUUCAUGAGCUGUAUCACUGUGAAUCUUUUUAGAAAAAAUGUGCUUUAAAUGUGGCUUUCUAAAUACUAAGAAAACUUGACUUGUCUGCAGGUAUUACUAUUUUACAGAUGUUUAUCUUGGGCAGAGUUUCUCAGAGAGGUCUAAAAUAUAUUUGAAAGUCUCAAGCAUGACAUUGAGUUUAUAUCUAGAGGGGAGACAAUGGAUUCAAUUUUUAUUUUAAGAAAAUAUGUGUGUGUAUAUAUAUAUAUAGUUCUACAUAACAUAAAUGGAAUUAUAAGAUUU
Molecule: messenger RNA, 3838 nt
Organism: Catharus ustulatus (Swainson's thrush)
Lineage: Eukaryota; Metazoa; Chordata; Aves; Passeriformes; Turdidae
Gene: MYSM1
Product: Myb like, SWIRM and MPN domains 1
Exons: 20
Coding region: 71-2542 (823 amino acids)
Biological process (GO): double-strand break repair
Cellular component (GO): BRISC complex; BRCA1-A complex
Molecular function (GO): metallopeptidase activity; polyubiquitin modification-dependent protein binding
Source: RefSeq, a predicted model, not a curated record